CUUAUCUUUCUCCCUCGGCCCAUAAUCCGCCUUGACUUAGAAACCACAAAAUCCUAAUCAAAGUGAAUGGCCACUAUCCGGCUAUCUCCGGCGGCCAUCCAUACCUUCGCCGUUUCCCCCACCACUCAAAUUCCGCCCAUCUCCUCCUCCCUCCGCCCGUCCCCCUUCCCCCUCCACCGCCGUCGCUUCUCCUCUCUCAAAAUUUCCAUUCCUCGCCGCCGCCACGCCGGCGGAGGCUCUGCUGCUGGCGCCACCAUGUCUGAUACCCCCGCAUCCAGAUACGCCUCGGCCCUCGCGGAAGUUGCCAAAUCCAACAACACUCUCGACGCUACAAUGGGUGACUUAGAGAACAUCGAAACCGUCUUCUCCAACUCCUCGGUCCUGUCUUUCUUCAUCAACCCUACUAUCUCCGACGAGAAGAAGCUCGAUUUCAUCAAGGAAAUAGCCACUGCAUCCGAGUUGCAGCUCCACACUGCCAACUUCCUCAACAUCCUCAUCGACAUGAAGCGGAUCGAUGUGAUUAUUGAAAUCGUGAAGGAGUUUAGUUUUUGCUACAAUGAGAUAACGGGGACGGAGGUCGCGGUGGUUUCCUCAGUGGUGCAGCUCGAGUCGCAGCACCUCGCGCAGAUUGCGAAGACGGUGCAGAGGCUGACGGGGGCGAAGAAUGUCCGGGUCAAGACGGCGAUUGAUCCUUCGUUGGUUGCUGGGUUCACGAUUAGGUAUGGGAACUCGGGGUCGAAGCUGAUUGAUAUGAGCGUUAAGAAGCAGCUCGAUGAGAUUGCAGCGCAGCUGGAUUUCUCAAACAUUGUAAUUGCUUGAGGUUUGCUCCUGUUAUCCAGGUAUUAGAGCUUGAGGAUUAGUACCAUGCCAACAUUUGUUGGCCUUGUGGUCAGGUUUGCCCUACAUUUUGGAUUCAAUGUAAGACAUAGAGGUAUGAGCACCAUGCAAAGAUUGUUGCAUAUCACGCCCAGAUUUUGAAUUAAAUGGAAAUAGCUGCAUGUCAUGACCAUUUGGACUUGAAGUGUUGUCAUCCUCUGUUUGAGGGUCAUGGGAAGGAACUUGCACGUCACCAUCCUCUAGUUGCAGCAUUAGGAAUCAAUUGUUUAAGUCUUUCCAAGUAACAUAAAUACAGCGGAUGUGCAACGGCUUCUAAACUAUUACAAAUAAUUUAGUAGGUGUUUAAACCACUGCAGUAGGUCAAAAAAAGUGUUGUGAAUGCCUAUUUUAUUAGUAGUGUAACUUUGGACGAUCAAGUCAUUAAUAAGAGUACAUAUUUUAGAUAUCU
Messenger RNA from Dendrobium catenatum, 1285 nucleotides. Its product is annotated as ATP synthase subunit delta, chloroplastic. The transcript is spliced from 2 exons. Gene Ontology annotation, cellular component: chloroplast thylakoid membrane. Bases 67 to 819 code for a protein of 250 amino acids. Lineage: Eukaryota; Viridiplantae; Streptophyta; Magnoliopsida; Asparagales; Orchidaceae. Gene Ontology annotation, molecular function: proton-transporting ATP synthase activity, rotational mechanism. The record is from RefSeq and is a predicted model, not a curated record. Gene Ontology annotation, biological process: photosynthetic electron transport in photosystem I; proton motive force-driven ATP synthesis; photosynthetic electron transport in photosystem II.